GGGCAAAUGUUGAGAGCCCUGGUGCGCUGGAAAAAAAAAAGUUUGAGAUAAAAAAUUUUUUCUCUGCGCUCACCCUGAUCGUUUAAAUACCAGGAGUCUGCUUUUGCGGCCGCGCCUGCCCUUCUUUUCGUUCUUGUAACUACACCUUUUUCUUCGUCUUCUUAUCCCCUCUCUAUUCGGGCUCGGUCCUUCUGAAGGAAGUCUCUUCUUACAAAAACAACUACACACAAAAUGGCUGAGGAGUACAACGGCGCUAUCGGUAUCGAUCUGGGUACCACCUACUCGUGCGUUGCCGUCUGGGAGGGCGAGCGCGUCGAGAUCAUUGCCAACGAGCAGGGUAACCGUACCACCCCCUCGUACGUCGCCUUCAACGACAGCGAGCGCCUGGUUGGUGACGCUGCCAAGAACCAGUCGGCCAUGAACCCGCGCAACACCGUCUUCGACGCUAAGCGCCUCAUCGGCCGUCGCUUCGACGACCCGUCGGUCAAGCGUGACGUUCAGAACUGGCCGUUCAAGGUCGUCGAGCGUGACGAGCAGCCGUACAUUGAGGUCCAGUUCCAGGGCGAGGCCAAGACCUUCUCGCCCCAGGAGAUCUCGUCGAUGGUGCUGAUCAAGAUGAAGGAGAUUGCUGAGGCCAAGCUCGGCAAGACCGUCAAGAAGGCCGUCAUCACCGUGCCCGCCUACUUCAACGACGCCCAGCGUAACGCCACCAAGGACGCCGGUGUCAUUUCGGGUCUCGAUGUCCUGCGCAUCAUCAACGAGCCCACCGCCGCUGCCAUUGCCUACGGUCUGGACUCGAAGCAGAAGGAGGAGCGCCAGGUGCUCAUCUUCGAUCUCGGAGGUGGUACCUUCGAUGUGUCGCUGCUGACCAUUGCCGGCGGUAUCUUCACCGUCAAGGCCACCGCUGGUGACACCCACCUUGGUGGUGAGGACUUUGACCACACCCUGGUCGAGCACUUCAAGGAGGACUUCAAGCGCAAGCACAAGAAGGACAUCUCGGACGACCCCCGUGCCCUCCGCCGUCUGCGCACUGCCUGCGAGCGCGCCAAGCGCACCCUGUCGUCGCUGGCCCGCACCACCAUCGAGGUUGACUCGCUGUUCGAUGGCGUCGACUACCAGGCUUCGAUCACCCGCGCCAAGUUCGAGGAGCUCAACUCGGCUCUGUUCCAGAAGACCGUCGACCCCGUCGCCCAGGUCCUCAAGGACGCCGGUGUCACCAAGAAGGACGUCUCGGAGAUCGUCCUUGUCGGUGGCUCGACCCGUAUCCCCAAGGUCCAGUCCCUGCUGCAGGAGUUCUUCGACGGCAAGGAGCUGAACAAGUCGAUCAACCCCGACGAGGCUGUCGCCCACGGUGCCGCCGUCCAGGGUGCCGUCCUCACCGGUACCGCUGACCCGUCCAAGACCGACGACCUGCUUCUGCUCGAUGUCGUCCCCCUGUCGCUCGGUGUCGAGAUGCAGGGCGGUGUCAUGGGUGUCGUUGUUCCCCGCAACACCUCGAUCCCGACCAUCAAGAAGCGUGUGUUCACCACCACCACCGACAACCAGACCUCGGUCGAGUUCCCCAUCUACGAGGGUGAGCGCCCCAUGACCAAGGACAACAACCUGCUCGGUAACUUUGACCUCAACGGUCUGAUCCCCGCCCCCCGCGGUGUGCCCGAGCUCGAGGUCACCUUCGACAUCAACGCCGACGGUAUCCUCAAGGUCACCUCGGUCGACAAGGCCUCGGGCCGCAAGGCCAACAUCACCAUCUCCAACUCGACUGGCCACCUGUCGGCUGCCGAGAUCGAGCGCAUGGUCAGCGAGGCUGCCCAGUUCGCCGAGGAGGACAACAAGAAGCAGGAGGCUAUCCAGGCCAAGAACGACCUCGAGGCUGCCAUCCACCAGGUCGAGAGCACCAUGUCCGACAUCAAGGUCGAGGCCCGCCUGAAGCGCGCCGACCGCGAGGCCAUCGAGAACGCCAUGGGUGAGGCCAUGGAGUGGCUCGACGUCAACGGUGCCACCGCCGGUAAGAACGAGAUCUCUGCCGCCCAGAAGCGUCUUGAGCGCGUUGUCAACCGCGCCUUCCAGUCGCUGUACAAGCGCUAAGCAGGCUUUCUCUUUUUACUUCUAAACCUCUCGUAUCAUACGCAAUUGGAUCUAAAAAAUUAUUUUGAACAUCGGCGAUCCCCACAGGGGCAUCCAUCGGCAGCGAUAUCUGCAUGUAUCACGCGGCGCCUAUGUUAUCGGUGAUUU
Linderina pennispora is the source of this 2232-nucleotide messenger RNA. Its product is annotated as heat shock 70 kDa protein 2. NCBI's taxonomy places the organism in Eukaryota, Fungi, Kickxellomycota, Kickxellomycetes, Kickxellales, Kickxellaceae. Gene Ontology annotation, biological process: vesicle-mediated transport; cellular response to unfolded protein; protein refolding. Gene Ontology annotation, molecular function: misfolded protein binding; ATP hydrolysis activity; ATP binding. The transcript has 2 exons. The record is from RefSeq and is a predicted model, not a curated record. Gene Ontology annotation, cellular component: cytoplasm; cytosol; plasma membrane. The coding region runs from base 232 to 2085 and encodes 617 amino acids.